Messenger RNA from Rhizoctonia solani, 1581 nucleotides. RefSeq names its product 2-oxoglutarate dehydrogenase E2 component (dihydrolipoamide succinyltransferase). Gene Ontology annotation, molecular function: acetyltransferase activity; lipoic acid binding. The transcript has 5 exons. Lineage: Eukaryota; Fungi; Basidiomycota; Agaricomycetes; Cantharellales; Ceratobasidiaceae. Gene Ontology annotation, cellular component: mitochondrion; cytoplasm. The coding region runs from base 1 to 1581 and encodes 526 amino acids. The record is from RefSeq and is a predicted model, not a curated record.
AUGCUCUCGUUAUUUCGCCCGGUUUCCUUGUGCCGUCACGGACAUCGACUACGGUCGCUACACUGUAGUGCUGCAUUGUUUGCAAAGAGGAAAUCACUGAAGACGUUCCAUUUGGCGGACAUUGGCGAAGGAAUCACUGAGUGCGAGGUUCUGAAAUGGUCCGUCAAACCUCAGAGUCCUAUAGGAUCAUUCGACCCAUUGUGUGAGGUCCAAUCCGAUAAAGCAAGUGUAGAAAUUACCAGUCCGUUCGAUGGGGUGGUCAAGGAGCUUCUGGUUCAAGAGGGUCACAUUGCUAAAGUCGGAGAAGGCCUUUGUGUAAUUGAAGUAGAAGAAGACGCUGAUUCGGCAUCGAGCGGUGAUGAGCCUGUUUCGGCGCCUUCUUCCACCCCAGAUACAACCUUGCAAACAAAGACGACUUCUGCAACCGAGGGGUCGUACACACCGCCGUCUCCUACACGAAGACACCACCCAUUGGACCCUGCUCGUCCUGCUGAGGCGCUUUCAGCAGCGACGGUCCGACGUGAUGAAAAGCAUAAGGGCUUUGAAAAAGGUGGUAAUCAAGCACUGGCCACUCCUUCGGUCAGGCAUUACGCCCGCUCUCAAGGCAUUGCGGAUUUGGAUGCUCUGAUGCCGGGAUCUGGCCGAGGGGGGCGGAUUGAACGAGCCGACAUUGAUGGCUAUCUCAAACGGUCUCAGAAGAGCGAAACUUCUGCAGCUACUCCUGCGAAGAAGGAUCUUGGACAGGAUGUGGUUAUUGAGAUGGGCAGAACAAGAUGGGGAAUGUGGAAGAGCAUGACCAAGAGCCUAGAAAUACCUCUCUUCGGAUACUCGGCAACAUUGGACCUUACAGCUUUGAAUGACAUGCUACCCGUCUUAAACGCCCACAUUCCCCGGGAGUAUUGCCCGCCUCCACCUGCGGCUGAGCAUCCUCCAUCCAUAUCGCCUGAUUCCAUAUUCUCUGGCGCCCCAGAAGCUAAGCAGGUGUUAAUGGCGUCAUCAGACCCCGCGAUACACUUCAAGAGAAUGACUAUGCUUCCCCUUCUACUGAAAACGCUCUCUCUCGCAAUGAUGGAAUGGCCUGUCAUGCGCACUCACAUUAACCCAACUACUGAGCCAUCGGCAAAACCCAACCUGACUGUCCGACCAUCGGCGGACAUCAGUAUUGGGCUCUCAACACCUACUGGCUUGUAUACUCCAACUCUUGUCGGACUGAAUACUCACUCCCCCUAUGUCAUCGCUGGAUCGUUGGCCCGCCUUGCCUACCUCGGACGGCAAACGCCAUCAGGUCUAACCCCCGCUGAUAUGCCCAAACGAGGCGGAACUUUGACGGUGUCCAACGUUGGAGCGAUCGGAGCGGGCAAGUGGGCUGUACCGAGACUUGUGCAAGGAGGCGGGGUUGCGAUUGUUGCAAUAGGGAGGGCAGAGUGGGUUGUCAAGCCUAGUGGAGAGAAGAGACUCGAGGUUGGUGUCAGCUGGAGUGCGGAUCAUCGGAUUGUCGAAGGGGCAGAGCUCGCGGCGUUUGUUGAGAGCUGGAGAUCUUGGGUAGAGAACCCAGCAAGACUAGUUGGAGUUGGCCGGUAA